Messenger RNA from Hemisphaericaspora subhashii, 693 nucleotides. RefSeq lists its product as uncharacterized. NCBI's taxonomy places the organism in Eukaryota, Fungi, Ascomycota, Pichiomycetes, Serinales, Debaryomycetaceae. Bases 1 to 693 code for a protein of 230 amino acids. The record is from RefSeq and is a predicted model, not a curated record. The transcript is spliced from 2 exons.
AUGAAUUCAGAAACUAACAGAAGAAAGAAAAGCGGGCUUUCUUUCCAACUGGAUUUAAUUCGAUAUCAAGAAUUACUUAAAUGUAAUCUAGAACAAGAUAUACCACCAAGAAGAGGUGAAAGAGGAGCAAGAGGAACCAGAAGAACAUCAACAAGAACAAACCAGGAAGUACCAGUGCUGUACAAUCUACCUAUUCGAAACACCCGAUCCAAGAAGAGAUUAUUAGAACAAAUGAAACAACAACAAGAAGAAAGGUCAAAAAGGAAUAAACGACAGAAACGACCUACACCGAUAGAACCACUUCCAACACUAUCACGACCAAAGUAUAUCCCAUCCACCUCAUCCACAAUCACACUCAAGAAACCAAUCUACAAAUCGCAAACUACAGUCGGAGCACCUCCAGCAAUCUCCAAAGAAACAAAAACCUCAUUUGAAACCAAAGUUUUAUUAGACCAUACCUAUCCAGAAUUAAUAAACCUAAUUAAAACCAACAUGUCAUUAAAAAACCCCGAAUUGAAUACUAUUGAUAUUUCAUUACAUCAUAAAUUAUUCCCCAAGAAUCUUGCCCAAGAAACUUCUCGAUUUGAAAUCACCCCGGAGUAUUAUAAUAAUGAAAAUGAGAAUCUGUUGUUGAGUAUGACAAAGAUGAAUAAUUUUAGUAAUGAUAUUGAUAUAAAGGGUUCAUACCGUUAG